AUGGCGGCCGCAUCCCCGUCGCAGAUUACCCACUUCGCCCCGAGGGAACUGGUCUUCAGGGCCUGGGGCAAAGCGACCCCAGCCACCUGCCGCCCAGAGCCACGUGCGUCGGGCGCCCCGCCCCUCGCUCUUUGCCGGCCCAGCGAGGCGCAAGCCAGUUGCGAGUCACAGAGGCCUGGUGCGCGCCCCGCCCCUGGGCCCGUAGCGAGGGCCGCCGCGGCCCGGGAGCCGGGGAAUCGCCCUGUUCGCCCUCCUUUCCCCUCGGCUGGCCGCUGGGGCGGGGCCGGCCCUCAAGCAGGGCGGCACCGAGGCGGGAUCGUCGGCCACCCACCGCGGGCGGCGGCCUGGCGAGGUCCGGAGCCGGUGAGUAGCCACGUCACGCUCCUCCGGGAGGCCCCGCCCUCGCUCCGUCCUCUCGGACCGCCCCCUUUCCCGGCCCCGCCUCCGCCCCCCGCGAGCAGUUACCGGCUGUGGUAG
Molecule: messenger RNA, 477 nt
Organism: Rangifer tarandus platyrhynchus (Svalbard reindeer)
Lineage: Eukaryota; Metazoa; Chordata; Mammalia; Artiodactyla; Cervidae
Source: the annotation of a GenBank genome assembly